AUGUGCACCACUUUUACCUCAAUUAUUAUCUUUCCACUUCAAUACGCGAUUUAUCAACAAUCUAUAAUGCAAUCGAAUAAUAAAGAAGCUCAAAUACUCUUAGCUAUCGAAGCUAUUCGAAAAGAUAAAAAAUUAAGCAUUCGGAAGGCUGCAAAGCUAUAUAAUAUAUCGCAUACAACACUUAUCCGCAGAAUGAAUGGUUUAACCCCUCGUACGGAAUUUCGACCAAAAAGCCAUAAUUUGACUGAUUUGGAAGAGGAAGUACUUAUUCAAUAUAUACUCGACAUGGACGAGAGAGGAUUUAGUCCUCGAAUAAGUGAUGUGGAAGAUAUGGCGAAUUAUAUACUCGAAACGCGGGGUGCGAAGAAGGUUGGAAAGCUCUGGGCUUAUCGCUUUAUGAAACGAUAUACAGAAUUAAAGACGUGUUUUAAUUGCGUUUAUGACUUUCAAAGAGCUCUCUGCAAAGAUUCAGAGCUUAUUGAAAGAUGA
Molecule: messenger RNA, 489 nt
Organism: Sclerotinia sclerotiorum 1980 UF-70
Lineage: Eukaryota; Fungi; Ascomycota; Leotiomycetes; Helotiales; Sclerotiniaceae
Exons: 1
Coding region: 1-489 (162 amino acids)
Cellular component (GO): nucleus
Molecular function (GO): DNA binding
Source: RefSeq, a predicted model, not a curated record